Colletotrichum lupini is the source of this 324-nucleotide messenger RNA. RefSeq lists its product as uncharacterized. Lineage: Eukaryota; Fungi; Ascomycota; Sordariomycetes; Glomerellales; Glomerellaceae. The transcript has a single exon. The record is from RefSeq and is a predicted model, not a curated record. The annotation marks the transcript as partial.
UCUGUAACCACACAGACAGCCGCGCCCCUUUCACGACUUCUUCCAUUCUUCCCCCGCAAAACUCCCAUAUCAACCGCAACUCUGGUCCUCGGGAUCCCUGCAUCCCGACCGUCCCGUGCCUCGCCAAAACUCCGGACAGCCUCCUCUCUCUUCUCUUCUCUGUCCCGAUCCGUUCUGUUCUCUCUCUCUUACCCUCUCUCCCGGCCAGCCGAGCCAGACUUAUCCAGCAAGAGGCUCAAUGGUUUCGGUAAGCGGAAACAGGGGGCAGACAACCACUCUGUCCCACGACUUUACGCGCUGGUGCCCCCCCCCCCCCCCUUUUAG